GCCUGACUUCCGUUUAGUCGCAGAGGCGAGGACGUCACCGGUGGGCGCGGCGGUUUUUUGGCUUUUUGGCGGAGGUUGUACUCCCAGGACUUGUCUGGAGUCAAGCUGCCCAAAUCACCUGUCCACUGAGCCGCACUCCUGCCUGCUGUUCCUACAACAGCCAUCAUGCCUCGAGGUCAGAAGAGUAAGCUCCGUGCCCGUGAGAAACGCCGCCAGGCCCGGAGUGAGACCCAGGGUCCUGGGAGUGCUCAGGCCACUGCAGCAGAGGUCGAAGAGUCCUGCUCCUCUCCUGUUUCUGAGGGUACUCCCUCAAGCCCCCCUGCUGCUGGCACUCCUCAGGAGCCUCAGGGAGCCCCAGCCACUAGCUCUCCUGCUGCAGGUGUCUCACGCCCAAGAUCUCACGUAGGUGCCAAGAGCCAAGUUGUGGAAAGUGAAAAUUCCUCCCAGGCCUCAGCCUCCACUGAGAGUUCUCGCAAAGCUCUUCUAACCAGGAAGGCAGAGAUGUUGGUGCAGUUCCUGCUGUAUAAGUAUAAAAUGAAGGAGCCUAUUAAGCAGGCACACAUGCUGAAAGUUGUCAACAAAAGAUACAGGGAGGAUUUCCCUGAGAUCCUCAAGAGAGCCUCUGAGCGCAUAGAGCUGAUCUUUGGCCUAGAAUUGAAGGAAGUCAAGCCGAAUAGUCAGUCCUAUACUCUUGUCAGCAAGCUAGACCUCAGCAACGAUGGAAGUCUGAGCAGUGGCUGGGGAUUUCCUAAGAAUGGGCUUCUGAUGCCUCUCCUGGGUGUGAUCUUCUUGAAUGGCAACCGCACCUCGGAAGAGAAGAUCUGGGAAUUCCUGAAUAUGCUGGGUGUCUAUGAUGGAAUGAAUCACUUCAUCUUCGGGGAGCCCAGGAAGCUCAUCACCCAAGAUUUGGUGCAGGAAAAGUAUCUGGAGUAUCGUCAGAUGCCCGACAGUGAUCCUCCAUGCUACGAAUUCCUGUGGGGUCCAAGAGCCCAUGCUGAAACCAGCAAGAUGGAAGUCCUAGAGUUUGCCAAAGUCAAUGAUACGGUUCCCAGUGCCUUUCUAUCCCAUUAUGAAGAAGCUUUGAGAGAUGAGGAAGAGAGGGCCCAAGCCAGAGCUGCAGCCAGAGCUGCCACUCCUGCCACGGCCAGUGCACGUUCCAGGGCCACAUCCAGCCGCUACUCUGACCCCUAGUGAGGUCUGAGGCAGAUUCUUCACUUUGUUGUUAACCAGUUUUCCUGAUAAGCAUGAAUAACUCGUUGACAUCUUUUUUUUCUGUUUCUCAAGUGGUGUUCAACAGAAAGUUUAUUAGAUUCAGAAUGUAAGUUUAUGAAUGACAUAGAUCACACAUUUAUAGCUGUUUGUCAGGUUCCGGGGUAACG
This is a messenger RNA of Equus caballus (horse), 1379 nucleotides long. Its product is annotated as melanoma-associated antigen B1. The record is from RefSeq and is a predicted model, not a curated record. Gene Ontology annotation, cellular component: nucleus. NCBI's taxonomy places the organism in Eukaryota, Metazoa, Chordata, Mammalia, Perissodactyla, Equidae. Gene Ontology annotation, biological process: negative regulation of transcription by RNA polymerase II.